This is a messenger RNA of Plectropomus leopardus (leopard coralgrouper), 2038 nucleotides long. RefSeq names its product tRNA methyltransferase 61B (gene trmt61b). Gene Ontology annotation, molecular function: tRNA (adenine(58)-N1)-methyltransferase activity. Gene Ontology annotation, biological process: tRNA methylation. Gene Ontology annotation, cellular component: mitochondrion; tRNA (m1A) methyltransferase complex. NCBI's taxonomy places the organism in Eukaryota, Metazoa, Chordata, Actinopteri, Perciformes, Serranidae. The record is from RefSeq and is a predicted model, not a curated record.
CUCCGGCUGAAAAUAUAGCCCCUAUAGCCCGGCUUACUGGAAACGAAGACGAGCGAAUUGGAAGUUGUUACUAUAUGAAUGACUGGAUGGAGUGACUGGAUCCUCAUCUAGGUUUGCCUAUAUGUUCACGUUGACUUGUUUAUGUCGCAGAAAUUCGUAUAUAACAACUACAGCUGUUAUUUACUGGGUUUCAUCUGCUGUUAAUUCACUGGAGAGGAGAUCAGGACACAGCCCUUAUUUUAUUUAUUACGCUAUAGUUUAACAGAAUGACUGUGCAAAUGCCCUUUGCUGGACUCCUGUUAAUGCACAGACUGGUGAGAGUUAGCACACCCGCUCAGAGGCAUCUCUGCAGCAGAGACAUAUUUGCAAAACUCCAUAAAUGUAGGAUGGAGAUCAGAGCUCUUUCAACUGCUUCUGUGAAAUGUAACGAGAAUGAGGGAGACAGCUCCUCACCGCUGACCUCCAGGCAAGGGCUGCUGUCUAGAGGGAGGCGUCCCCUGUCCCCACUGGAGAGGAUCAGUAACCUGCUGCCUAAGGAAGCCCUGAGCCCCGAGGUGAUGCAGCUCCGAGAGCAGAAGCAGCAAGAAGACGAAGAGGACACAAGCAUCCAGCACACACAAGAGGAUAUUGGACCCCAAAAAGAGGAUGAUCAUGCAUCAGAUGCAACCAAAAAGACAAAAUCCUCAGACACUCAGUUGAACGUUCUUCCAGGGGAGAGCCUCCUUGUGUUCGGGGAGCUGCUUGUCGCUGAGUAUCGUAAGAAAGGAGAGGUGGCAUUCAGGAAGAUGUUUGAACUUAAGACGAAGGCCAUUUUGCACAGCAGCUGGGGGGUGAUCGAGCACAAUGACAUAGUUGGAAAGCCUGCAGGUUGCUUCCUGAAUACACACAGAAGGGCUCCCAUCCUCAUACGUCGGGCCACUCUGGAGGAUUACGUGCUGUUAAUGAAGAGGGGGGCGGCCAUCGCCUACCCUAAGGAUGCAGCUACUAUGCUCCUGAUGAUGGAUGUCACAGAGGGAGACUGUGUGCUAGAGUCAGGAUCUGGGUCCGGGGGCUUGUCUCUGUUACUGUCCAGAGCAGUUGGCUGUAGGGGCAGCGUGCUGAGUGUGGAGGUCAGGCAGGACCACCACAGGAGAGCGGUGCUCAACUACAAUCGCUGGAGGUCGUCUUGGAGUCUGCGACGAGGAGAGGAGUGGCCUGACAACGUCCAGUUUCACCAUGCCGACCUCAGCACUGCUUCCUCGCUCCUCGCUUCACAGGGAUUCCACUCGGUUGCUCUCGACAUGACCUGCCCGCAGCUGGUUUUACCCACUGUGAUUCCACAUCUGCACCCUGGAGCUGUCUGUGCUGUCUACGUCGCCAAUCUAACACAGGUCGUGGACCUGCUGGAAGGGCUUCGAUGUACAUCGCUCCCUUUGCUGUGUGAACGCGUCAUUGAGGUUCCAGUCCGAGAUUGGUUGGUGACCCCGGCCCUCCAGAAAAACGGGAGGUACUGCGUCAGGAACACUCCGGUGCAGGAUAAAGACCAGAGGGAGAAGGGGGAGACAUCGGAUAAGUCUGACAAAGAGAUGAUGACCAAAGACAAACACCCAGCCUUUGGGAGUAUUCCAUAUCUUGGCAGACCUCAUCAUGAACAAAAUAGCCACACAGCAUUCCUGGUGAAACUGAGGAAGUUUGUGCCAUAGCUGUUCUGCCCAUGAGGAAACUUUAACAAAAAUAUUAUGACAUAAUUAAUAAUGUCCUCACUGUAGAUCAUUUAAAAAAUAAAUGGUCAAAAUGUUUACUGUGGUCUUUUUUUAUUAUUAUUUAAUGGCUAGAUUGUGAUUGCAAAGUCAAAAUCCCAGACUGUAAAUUAUCAGUAAAAUUAGUUAAAUUUGCUCUGUAAAUAUAACUCAGUAUGAUCCUGCACACAAUAAUUGCAUGUAAAGAGCAACAUAUUUGCAAAAAGAAGGUUGUCAAGCCCGAGGCAUUCAGGCAUAUGUUUCCCGUUGCUGUAAUGAAACUUAGCUGAGUGCAUAAAAGCAGAUUGUAAUAAAGACUC